UGCUUUUUAACACUUAUAAGGCCAUCCUGUAGAGCAUGUGAAUGGUAUCGUCUUGAUACAGGUUUUUCAUUAUGAUCUCACUUACCGCAAUCCUUCUCUCGACGUUACUUUACCGUUCUGCGCAUGCAGGGACCACAAUAUGGUCAGGAUCCUUCAAUGCAUACCCAAAUGUAUCUGUUUUCGAUGAAUGGUCCUGGUCUAACGAAGUUGGCGAGUACCAGUGGUACAUUCACGGAAGCCAACCAACAUCCCAUUAUCUCGCACUGGAUCCUUCGUACAAGAAUCCAGCAGACACCACCGAAGCCAACGGCCUGAAACUGACUAUCGACUCUACCGCUACGUGGAACUCGGAUAUGGAAAGGACCGAGCUUAUUCCCCAAACGACUGCCAACCUAGGAACUGGGGAAUUGUACUAUCAUUUUUCAGUGAUGCAUUCCGCGACGAACCCACCUAAUUCUGCCUAUGAGCAUCAAAUCACAUUUUUUGAAUCACAUUUCACGGAGUUGAAGUAUGGCGUCAGUCCCAAUGCGACUUACCUGGAAUGGAUGAUUCAAAGCCAACCGCAAUGGGGCACACCCUUCACGCCAGGCACUUGGUACAACUUCGCAUACGACAUUGACUUUUCCGCAGGCACUGUAGGCCUGUGGGCGUCAACCGGCUCAGACCCGCUGACGAGGGUCAUGCCCAACACCGCCGCGUCGACUUCUACAAACUCGGAAGAUUGGCACCUUGGCGUUUUGCGUCUCGUCCAGGGGAGCGAUACGGAAGAUUGGUACUUCUCGGGGGUGUACAUCGAGAGCGGGCCGGUGACUACUAGCGUCGGUAGUGGCAGCAGUGGGGGAGUAUCGUCUUCUUCGAUCACGGCGAGCUCAACGUCUGUCUCGAGCUCAACUGCGUCUGUAUCGCCGAUCAGCACAACUAGUGUUGCCGGUCCUACACAGACACAGUACGGGCAAUGCGGAGGUACUGGCUGGACAGGCCCCACAAUGUGUGCCAGUCCAUUUACCUGUGUACCUGUCUCACCGCCGUACUACUCACAGUGCCAAUGAUGGCGGUUUGCAAUCACAAACUGGAGUUUCAGGGAAUGCUGCAGUACAUACAGUACACGAGGUAUCGUCAAGAGAAAUUAGUUAUGUAUCCUCGCGUAUCACAAAUCGUAAAAUGUUCCAUUCAAAUCAAGAAAUGCUAUGAACGCGACUCGUUUGGGAAACA
Serpula lacrymans var. lacrymans S7.9 is the source of this 1212-nucleotide messenger RNA. RefSeq names its product carbohydrate-binding module family 1 protein. NCBI's taxonomy places the organism in Eukaryota, Fungi, Basidiomycota, Agaricomycetes, Boletales, Serpulaceae. The record is from RefSeq and is a predicted model, not a curated record. The transcript has 9 exons. Gene Ontology annotation, molecular function: cellulose binding. Gene Ontology annotation, biological process: carbohydrate metabolic process. Gene Ontology annotation, cellular component: extracellular region. The coding region runs from base 72 to 1049 and encodes 325 amino acids.